UUGGAAACACUUGCCGUUGCACUUGCCAGAGCAGAGCACAGAGCAGCUGAAAAAUGGCAUUGAGGACCACAUUGAUUUCUGCAAAACAAUUAAUAAAUUCGUUUGAGGAACUGUGCAGUGUAGCUUUGGGACUGAGACUACCCCAGAAACCGCACUUCCACGUGGUGCCAGUUACAAAUUGGGACCAAGUGUCCACACCUGUGCCUCAGAACUCGAAUCCUUUCGGUAUCGGCAAUGGAUUUUUGUGGGCAGUUCCGAAGCACAGGAGGACUGCAGAGAGAAGGAUGAAGAGGAAGUUUGGAUGCGAGGGAAAUUGGAAAUUAAUUCUGCCUAGAAAAGACUUGACUGUGUGCAGUAGAUGCGGCCACCACCAUGAAAUUGGCAUCAUGUGUUCCAACUGCUAUAAAAAAGUUCAGGAGGAGACAAAACUUGCUCAGAAUCUUGUCCAAGAAAAGCUGGGCCUGAGUGCUGUGGACAAGGAGGUGAUUCUCCUUUACGAAAAUGAGUCGCCACCGCAAGAUGCUCAGAAUAAGACGGUCGUUGAAGUACCUCGACCCCGACCUCAGUGGUUCAGCCGCAAUUUGCUGCAGAGGUCAACAGAGGUAAACUCGCCCAAGGCAAUUGCAGAGCCGGAGACUGUUUCUGUGAGUGUAAAGCCUUCUGACCUGGGCUGAACAAGGUAGAAAAAAGAACCUGUCCAUAGUCAAAUAAAUUGUUGCAUUUUAAAUAG
Neocloeon triangulifer is the source of this 730-nucleotide messenger RNA. It is a transcript of the gene mRpL32, whose product is annotated as large ribosomal subunit protein bL32m. The record is from RefSeq and is a predicted model, not a curated record. NCBI's taxonomy places the organism in Eukaryota, Metazoa, Arthropoda, Insecta, Ephemeroptera, Baetidae. Gene Ontology annotation, biological process: translation. Gene Ontology annotation, molecular function: structural constituent of ribosome. Bases 54 to 674 code for a protein of 206 amino acids. The transcript is spliced from 4 exons. Gene Ontology annotation, cellular component: mitochondrial large ribosomal subunit.